AUGGAAAGAGCGCCGCAGCGCAGCGACACCAGCUGCAGCCAGCAGGGGGAGCUCUCCACCAGCACCAGAGCACUGCCUUUCCCUGCAGUACCUCCCACCAACCUCAGGGGCAGCAGAGGGCAGGGCCUCAGCCAAUCCAGCCGUAGAGUCAAUGGACACCAGCUGUCACAUGACUACAACCAGGAAGUGUUCUCUGGACCAGUGAGCUGCCACCUUGAGGCCAAUCACAUUCCAGCCCAGUCUUACCUCAGCAGCGAGGACAAGUACUAUCAGCCAGUCGACAGCUACCGUCAACAGCAAGGCCACACCCCUUCCUACUCAGACCUGUACCGCCUCCCAGCUGACAGCCAACCGUCUGCCAUCUUCUAUAACUCCGCCUACCCGGAUCGAUGCCCCUCCCCUCUCUACGAGGAUGACGCCCCCUUCCGCAUACUCAACGCCCUGCCGGCCAAUCCGGACGCGUCAGAGCCGGUCACCGCCAUCUUCAUGGGCUUCCAGACGGCUGAGGACGACAGUGGGCGUGGCCUGGGCUACGAGGGUUCCAUUAAGGCGGAACUCGUCGUCAUCGGUGACGAUGAUGACGACGGCGGCGAGGCUCACGUCGGGCGUCCGGCCGAGGGUUACCGUAACUACGGUUACCAGCAAGGCCAGCGAGGGGUGGAGCCUGAGGCCGCUAACUGCAACGGCAGCGGCGUGCGAGGGCGGAGUCCGUGGAAGGGGGUCCGCAAGCAGGAGGGCCGAUCAGAGCGACGCCUCAGAGAGGGGAAGACGAACGCAGAUACACAGAUGCUGAACUAAACCACCAGAAGCUACAGGACCAGCCCCUCAACCCUGCUACAACCUGCCUGCUGUUCACUACCUGUCUACUGCACUGGCUGGCUAGCUGGUUUACUAGUUGGUUAGCUGGCUGGCUAGUUCCUGUCAACAACCAUAUUACUUAGUAUGACUGUUAAGAUAUUAGAUAUGUGAUUACUGUCUUGAUAUCUGUCAAUACACAGGUGAUACUGACAGGUGAUACUGAAUAUCUGCUAUAUAUAGUUUUUACACCCACACAGGGCACACACACACAUCACACACACUACACACACACAUCACACACACUACACACACAGAAGUCAGUGCUGGUGAACCUUCCAGUGCCUUAAUCAGUGUGCCCGUUUUAAUCUGCAUGCUGCUUUAGAGGAGUCUGCGUCCAUAAUACCCCAGCAUCUGUCUGAGUCGUCUGCUGAGGAGAGAACCUGUGUGCUGAUUAUAAACAUGACUGCUGAGGGAUUAAAGACUGCUG
This is a messenger RNA of Hypomesus transpacificus, 1285 nucleotides long. RefSeq names its product palmdelphin-like. Gene Ontology annotation, cellular component: cytoplasm; membrane. Lineage: Eukaryota; Metazoa; Chordata; Actinopteri; Osmeriformes; Osmeridae. The transcript has 3 exons. The record is from RefSeq and is a predicted model, not a curated record. Bases 1 to 798 code for a protein of 265 amino acids. Gene Ontology annotation, biological process: regulation of cell shape.